Ochotona princeps (American pika) is the source of this 2416-nucleotide messenger RNA. RefSeq names its product calcium/calmodulin dependent protein kinase IG (gene CAMK1G). Gene Ontology annotation, molecular function: calcium/calmodulin-dependent protein kinase activity; calmodulin binding; ATP binding. Gene Ontology annotation, biological process: peptidyl-serine phosphorylation. The record is from RefSeq and is a predicted model, not a curated record. Bases 228 to 1736 code for a protein of 502 amino acids. The transcript is spliced from 14 exons. Gene Ontology annotation, cellular component: intracellular anatomical structure. Lineage: Eukaryota; Metazoa; Chordata; Mammalia; Lagomorpha; Ochotonidae.
GUAGGAACCCAGAGCAGGAUUCUUCCAGAGUCCCUGGGUAAGGCAAACUGCUUCUUUCUGAGCGCUAGGGCGGGGAGGGGGGGUUCCGUGCUGAGUUGGGAGGCGGGCACCUGGAGACUGGAUUCGGAGAGCCACUCUGGGGAGCAACUUGGACAUUGAUUUUACGCCCGCUCAGUCUUCUGGUGCUCUUGGACUCCUGUGGUGCCAAGGGAAAACACUACCUUGAGAUGGCCUUCCCUCCUGCUGCUCUGUUUCAAGGUGGAAUUUUGUGUGCAUCACCAGAAGCUUCAGCUCUGGAGGGCGUAGGGCGGAAGGAAGGCGAGGACUGCAGUUCCUGGAAGAAACAGACCACCAACAUCCGCAAGACCUUCAUCUUCAUGGACGUGCUGGGGUCGGGAGCUUUUUCCGAAGUCUUCCUGGUGAAGCAAAAGGUGACAGGGAAACUCUUUGCCCUGAAGUGCAUUAAGAAGUCCCCUGCUUUCCGGGACAGCAGCCUGGAGAAUGAGAUCGCUGUGUUGAAAAAAAUCAAGCAUGAGAACAUUGUGACCCUGGAGGACAUCUAUGAAAGCACCACUCACUACUACCUGGUCAUGCAGCUAGUUUCUGGUGGGGAGCUCUUUGACCGGAUCCUGGAGCGGGGUGUCUACACGGAGAAGGAUGCCAGCCUGGUGAUCCAGCAGGUCCUGUCUGCAGUGAAAUAUCUCCAUGAGAAUGGCAUUGUCCACAGAGACUUAAAGCCAGAAAACUUGCUGUACCUCACCCCAGAAGAGAACUCUAAGAUCAUGAUCACAGACUUUGGUCUGUCCAAGAUGGAGCAGAAUGGUGUCAUGUCCACUGCCUGUGGGACUCCAGGUUAUGUAGCUCCAGAAGUGCUGGCCCAGAAACCUUACAGCAAGGCCGUGGAUUGCUGGUCCAUUGGUGUCAUCACUUACAUACUGCUGUGCGGAUACCCUCCGUUCUACGAAGAAACCGAAUCGAAGCUAUUUGAGAAGAUCAAGGAGGGCUCCUACGAGUUUGAGUCUCCAUUCUGGGAUGACAUUUCUGAGUCAGCCAAGGACUUUAUUUGUCACCUGCUGGAGAAGGACCCGAAUGAACGAUACACCUGUGAGAAGGCCUUGAGGCACCCCUGGAUUGAUGGAAACACUGCCCUCCACCGGGACAUCUACCCCUCAGUCAGUCUCCAAAUCCAGAAGAACUUUGCCAAGAGCAAGUGGAGGCAAGCCUUCAAUGCAGCCGCUGUGGUACACCACAUGAGGAAGCUACACAUGAACCUGCACAGCCCAGGGGGCCGCCUGGACGUAGAAAACAGGUCGCCCAUCACUCAAACUUCUGAAGCCUCAAGACCCGCCUCCCCUGAGAUCACCAUCACCGAGGCACCUGCCGUGGACCAGAGCACCCCGCUCCCCACGCUGCUGCCUCAGCUGCCCUGCCAGCACAGUCCCCGGCCUGCCACCCCAGGUGCCAGGUCCCUCAACUGCCUAGUAAAUGGCUCCCUCCGCAUCAGUAGCAGCCUGGUGCCCAUGCAUCAUGGGUCCCUGGUCGCUGGGCCUUGUGGCUGCUGCUCCAGCUGCCUGAGCAUUGGGAGCAAGGGGAAGUCUUCCUACUGCUCCGAGCCCACACUCUUCAAAAAGGCCAACAAAAAACAAAACUUCAGGUCAGAGGUCACAGUGCCAAUGAAAGCCGGAGGCAGCUCUCACUGCCGAACAGGGCAGACUGGGGUCUGUGUGAUCAUGUGAUGCUUAGAGUCUGGGCAUGUGUCACUGUACUUUUCAGGAGAGAUGGUCCAGUCUUCUCUGCCCUCCCACACCCGGUGCCUGCUUGGCAGAGGGAAGGAGAAAGUACAGCAGGUGCUGGCAGGAGCAGUUUCUGGUCAGAAGCACCUGCCGGCUGCUGCCUGGGGCACAGACUUCACAGGGGACCCCAGGAGGGAGCCCCUGGGCCCGGAGGGUCCUUCACACUGCUGUGAGCAGGAGGAACGACACUGGCCGGCUUCCAGGUCUCCCGACCUGCCUGCUCUAUGCCCCCCUGCAACCCAGUGUCCCUAGAUAGUUCCCACCCGGGUCUGUGUUGUUGCUAUUGAAAGCUUCACGGGCUGGCCCAGCUGUGCCACCUCCUCUAAGCAAAGCCAUACAGAACAUGCGCCCAGGACAGCCUGCUCUGUGCACACUAGCUCCUGCCUCUCUGGCCCCACCCUCCUGGCCAAGGCCAGGCACUCUGAUACAACUGCCUGCCCACCUGCAUGACAGCCAGGCGGCUCCCAGGGCUUUGCCUGUGAGUGCUCCACAUGCUGUUCCCCGACUCCAGGAUUAGCUCUCCACCAGCUAUCACCACGCUGACACCCAGCCAGCCUCUUCCUCGCAGGCACACUGUGCAGCUUUUGCCCGGCUGUGGUCUCACACCAGGCCACACCUCGACG